This is a messenger RNA of Larimichthys crocea (large yellow croaker), 3933 nucleotides long. RefSeq names its product solute carrier family 6 member 7 (gene slc6a7). Gene Ontology annotation, molecular function: amino acid:sodium symporter activity. Gene Ontology annotation, biological process: sodium ion transmembrane transport; amino acid import across plasma membrane; nitrogen compound transport. The transcript is spliced from 14 exons. Bases 320 to 2296 code for a protein of 658 amino acids. Gene Ontology annotation, cellular component: plasma membrane. The record is from RefSeq and is a predicted model, not a curated record. Lineage: Eukaryota; Metazoa; Chordata; Actinopteri; Sciaenidae.
CAUCCUGACACCAACCCUGCCCUCAAAACAAAGCAGGUGAGAGAGAAAGAGCGGAGGAGGAGGAGGAGGAAGAAGAGGAGGUGUCUUCUCCUUUCUCUGUGCUUGUGCUGCACUUGCGCGCUGCCUCCCUGCCCUUCACCUCACCGCCCACCGGCCUGUUUCCUCAUCGUCCAUGUCACACUCGGUUAACGCCGGUCGACUUCACUUCUCCAACUAAAAAACUACUACACCAUCACUGCGUGUUUCCAAGAGGAUUCGCCGUGUAACAUGUGGAAUAAAGAGCGACAGAUAAAGCAGUGAAGCAGUGGGAGGGGGCGAAAUGCAGGACGACAGCGGCAAAGAAGCACCCAGGAGCCCCGCUGUAACCAGUGCGACCGCAGCGCAGGUAGGAGCGGAGAAUUCAAUUCACUUGAACGGGCACGCUGUCACUCAAAAUGGCCACAACCCGACGGCUACGCCUGCACCUGCCACACAGUUUGAACCCAGACCUUUGAGUCCUGCGCCUGCUCCAACCCCGAUCAUCCCGAGGGAGCAAUGGGGAGGGAAGUAUGAGUUCCUGCUCUCCUGUAUUGGAUACUGCGUGGGACUGGGGAACGUGUGGCGGUUUCCCUAUCUUUGUUAUCGAAAUGGAGGAGGUGUGUUUCUCAUCCCCUACUUCAUAAUGCUGUUUUUCACGGGCGUUCCACUCUUCCUCAUGGAGCUGAGUUUGGGUCAGUACGGAGCAGCUGGUCCCAUCACUGUGUGGAAAUGCUGCCCUCUGCUCAAAGGUAUUGGCAUUGGGAUGCUGUGCGUCUCCACGUUGGUGUGUCUCUACUAUAACGUCAUCAUAGCGUGGACGUUUUACUACCUGUUCAGCUCGUUCCAGAGCCCUCUGCCUUGGUCCUGUGACGCCGUAGCCAAUGCAGGUCUCUGCGAUAACAACAUAACCGGCAAUGGCUCGACUAGAAAAAUGCUCAGCCCCACAGAGAACUUCUGGAAUGAGCGUGUGCUGGGUGUAGUACACAGCGAGGGCCUUCAUGACCCAGGCCCUGUCCGGUGGCCCUUGGCCCUGUGCCUCCUGGCUGCUUGGAUUGUCAUCUUCCUGUGUAUGCUCAAGGGCAUCCGCAGCUCUGGCAAGGUGGUUUAUGUGACGGCUACCUUCCCGUACUUUGUGCUCAUUGUCUUGAUCAUCAGAGGUGCUACACUGGAGGGCUCUCUUCAGGGCGUCGCUUUCUACCUCACACCAGACUGGGGCCGGUUAGCUAACGCACAGGUGUGGAACGACGCAGCCUCACAGAUCUUCUAUUCUUUAGGUAUCGGAGUCGGAGGGCUGCUUUCCAUGGCCUCUUACAAUAAGUUUGACAACAACGUCAUCAGGGACACUUUGGUUAUCACCACAGGAAACUGCUGCACCAGCUUCUUUGCAGGAUUUGCGAUAUUCUCCAUCCUGGGUCACAUGGCGUGGAAGAAAGGAGUGCCUGUCGGAGAGGUGGCAGACACAGGUCCUGGCUUGGCUUUCGUCGCUUACCCAGAAGCCCUUGCUCUGCUGCCAGGCUCGGUGUUCUGGUCCAUUAUGUUCUUCCUCAUGCUCUUUAUGCUGGGGAUCGAUACUCUGUUUGGGAACAUGGAGGGCAUCACCACGGCUGUGCUGGACGAGUUUCCGCAGCUCAGGGCGAACGCGCUGCACAAGUCCAUGUUCUUGGGCGCCUUGUGUUUUGGCUUCUACCUGAUGGGUCUCCUGUUAGUCACUGACGGUGGAAUUUACUGGUUCACUCUCAUUGACUCCUUCAGCACUAGUUUCGGCCUCAUCAUCAUCACCCUCUUCAUGUGCAUUGGCAUCUCCUUCUUCUAUGGAGUCAACCAGUUUUGUCAGGACAUUCUUGAUAUGAUCUGCCACUGCCCUCCGUGGUGCGGCAAAGUGCUGCUUUAUUUCAAAGCAUGCUGGGUAUUCUGCACUCCGUUUCUUCUGCUGUUCAUCCUGACCUACAUCUUCAUUGAGAUGUACAACACAUCACUCCACUACGGGUCCUACGUGUAUCCACGAUGGGGGAAAGCGUUGGGAGUGUGCAUAGGCGCGACCUGCUGUCUGCAGAUCCUCAUCUGGGCCAUUGUGGCCGUCAGCAAGGAAACAGGAACACUGAAAGAGCGUUUCCAGAAAUCCAUUCGACCUCUGAAUUCCUGGAGGGUAAACAACACGAACAUCGCCACGAGAGCUCAGGAGAGCUUGGAGGCCGAGAGGGUGGAGGCUCCGUUCACAGUCACGCUCACAGACAUGGACUUUACCGCGAUGACGUGGGAGUUGGGAAGUGAGGCGUGACGGCUCAGAGGCGGUAGUGAUGAGCAAACUACGUCGUGGAGAGACAGAGGAAUUUAUUAUUGUUAUUCGCCCCAGCGAGGCUCUGGUGGCCGUGUCUGAACAGACUGUCUGUCCUGCAGGGCAGUGUGGAUUACGUGCUUUAUUUAUAACAUUAAGUAUGUUUGAAUUUUAUUUUUGAACUUUUUUUUUUUUUACAUUGUGUAGCAUAUAAGACUCUACCAGGACAUUUGGAUGAUGUUAAUCUUGCAGUGUAUCUGCUGAUCUUAAUUUAUUAUCAUAGCAGCGGAGUAUUUAUCCUGAAAGCAGUCAUCAUGUAUGAGGAGUAAGGACAAAAAAGUGCAGUGACUCUCGACUGUUGCCUUCAACAACCGCUGAUGGACCUGGAGAAGUGACCACAAUCAUCAGUCAUCAGCUUGCCGGAGUAAAAGUUUGCGACAACUCAGCUGCUCAGAAGAAAACUUUUAAUCUGUUUUACUUUUUAAAACAAAUUACUGCUAAAAAAAUAAGUAAUUAAAACUAACAAACUUGCCAAAUGUACUAUUAAGCACUGUCUGUAUGAUAGUAGACAGUCAGACCAUCUGCAUUUCAAAUAUCCAGUUCCUGCAGGAACAAGCAGAAUGCCACAAAUUCCCGCAUACCGCUCCUUUAAGUGGGACUUCUUGACAUUUCUAUCUUUAGAAAGAAGAGUGAAGGAGUCAGUGGACGUCUACCCACAUGUAGCCUUUUAGUUUUUUUAAGUUUACUGGAACUUUGACAGCUUGUUAUUGUUGAUUUCCCCUCUGCUAUGCUAAGUCUAUCAGAGGUGAAAUGUAUUAUCUGGAGAGGCACACCUUGAGGACAUGAUUUUAAUCGUGGUAUCAAACAUUUUUCACUGCUUAGAGACAUCAAAAUCAGCUGUUUAAAUGUUAUUUAUUAUUGGGCAAAUUCAGGAUACUGCUUGAUUUAUAAAUGAUGCUGUUCAUGUCGAUGGGGUAUAAAGGAAAGGAAGAUAUGAAGAAUUAUAAAAAACCCAGAGGAGACAGCUCCCUUGAACACACCGGUUACAUGAAUGUGUUGUUUAGACUGUCAGAUAAAUAACAGACUAGUUGCACUUUUCUCACAGAGAACAAACUUUCUGACAUUUAAUGUCUGAAGAUUUAAUUUGUGGGGAUGCCCCCUCAGCUCACCUGGCAGCGUGCGCAUCAUGUACAAAGUCAAUCCUUAUUACUGCGGCCUAGGUUCGAUUCCAACCUGUGGCCAUUUGCUUCUGCAUAACAUUUACCUGUCACUCUUUAGCUGCUACUAUCAAAAAUAAAGUUUUCAAUGCCCCCAAAAUGAUAAUAACACAGUAGAUUUAAUUGGGGGUAACUGAUGGAAAAUAAGAGACUGUUUACUUUAAAACUUUUUCAAGAGCAUGUGUGCUCCCUGUUGUGUCCAGUUGCAAAUAAGUAGCUGAUGAAAGAUGCCAGAUCUGCUUUGGGGGUAACUGUUCAUGCUUUAGGCAAGACAACUACUUUAAAACCUGAAAAAUGUUUUAUUAUCCUUUGUUUGUAUGUCAUCAAACUCUUAUUUUAACUGAUCUUUUUGCCUUUGUACACCUUGUUGCCAUUCUGUUGUAUAUAGCUGUGCAUAAUGAUUAAAUAUUCUUAUUGUCUUUA